AUGAUCAAUGGCGAACAUGUCCCUGGAGUAAUUUUGGAAGAAGAUGAUCAACAUUCAUCAAUCUCGAAAAAGUUCGAUCAGAAACGAAUCAAUCAAAGAACUGAAUUGACAAGACGUGCUGGAGAUGCUCGAACUACUCGAACGCCUCUUCGAACGGAUCAGUCUCAUCCAGAUGUAAUCGGAGGAUUUGUAAACACUUCAUUUUAUCCCGAUAAUGAUGAAGGAAACUCAUUUAAUGGUUCAGUACCAAUAUCAACUCAACCAUUGCAUCCGAUACGCUGGAAAAACAAUAACUCAAGAGACAGUCCGAAUGAUUCUCGACCAUCUACUAGUAUGUCGAUACAAACGAGAACAAUCAAUGCUUCGAAAGGUCCAAUCCAACUUCUGAAUGACGCGACUACAACGCAUAGUACUGAUGAUGGUCUUGGUAGAACUGAAUACAAUUCCCUAACUGUCAAUAAUGACGAGCAUCCACGUUCUGCGAAACAAGCUCGUCGUCAACAGCGUCGUGCUCGUAACAAACGAAAUGCUUCUCCAUCUCUGUCGCUUGAUGUUCUCGAUCGUAGCGAUGAUGUUGUAUCUCAGACUGAAAACGAACCGGUAUCUAACAAUUCUCUUCGUCGUACUUCAGAUUCAGAUCUUGAAACUGAAACAACAGCUAUCCGACCAUGGACAUCACAUUCACACCAGGAUAAUGAAACGCCAAUGCCUAAUUCGGAAGAUGCUAAUAAUAAUGAUGAUAAUAAUCAAAAUUCUCCGGCAUUAGCACUGGCUUUACGAUCUCUAUUUGAAAUGGUUAACGAAGAUUUAGAUAAAUUUGUUUAUACACCAGCACCAAACGGUAUCGGUGAUGUUCAAUGUCGUAUUACGCGAGAUAAACGAGGCAUGGAAAAGGGUCUUUUCCCAACGUAUUACAUGCACAUUGAACGACCCGGUGAUAGUAAAAAGUUCUUCGUUUUGGCGGGACGGAAGCGGCGGCGUAGUGCAACAUCAAACUAUUUAAUUUCAACUGACGCAACAGAUCUAUCACGUGAUGGCGAGAGAUUCAUUGGCAAAUUGAGAGCAAAUAUGUUGGGCACACAUUUCACUGUGUAUGAUCAAGGCUCUAAUCCGAAGAAGAAUAUUCCGGUUGAUCAACAAAGAAGAGAAUUAGCAGCGAUUGCUUACGAAACGAACAUUCUUGGUUUUAAAGGUCCACGAAAAAUGACAAUCAUCAUUCCCGGUAUGAGUAGUGAUCAUCAUCGAGUAGAAGUCCGACCGAAAAAUGAAUCGGAAAGCUUAAUCGAACGAUGGAAACAUAAUGACAUGACUAAUCUACUGGAAUUACAUAACAAAGCACCUGUUUGGAAUGAAGAAACUCAAUCAUAUGUACUUAAUUUUCACGGUCGUGUUACACAAGCGUCAGUGAAAAACUUUCAAGUUGUACAUGAUGACGAUCCUGAAUAUGUAUGCAUGCAAUUCGGACGAGUUAGCGAUGGUAAGUUAAUGACUAUUCUACUUGAAACAUCGAUACGCAACACAAAGUGCAUAGGAAAUGAGGACCAAGUAGAUCAUGUUUUCACUUGUGAUUACAAAUAUCCGCUAUGUGCUGUUCAAGCGUUUGGCAUUGCAUUAUCAUCGUUCGAUGGUAAACUAGCUUGUGAAUGA
Molecule: messenger RNA, 1647 nt
Organism: Adineta ricciae
Lineage: Eukaryota; Metazoa; Rotifera; Eurotatoria; Adinetida; Adinetidae
Source: the annotation of a GenBank genome assembly